CCCACUCCCCCCCUCGAUCUGCGAGAUAACAAAUAGCUUUGUAAGAACUUUUGUCUUUAAACUGGGCGGGCAGACCAGUCGACUGCCGUCCAAAAAAGAACCCGCAUGAGCCAGGAAUGACCGUGCCCGCUUGCAACAACGAUACACCGACAGUGUGAACCAGCUCAAAGCUUGUCCCAAAGGUAUUAACUAACCAGAAGUAGGAGGCGCGGAGAAAUCCAUUCAUCAAAGCAGUCUUGUGUAGUGUGGAACACUUGCACUGAUCUGAUCUGGAUUACUGCACCCAGGGACUUGGAGCAACAAGGUACCAGAGAUUUAAGAUACAGCGAGCUUGCUCGAGGAUCAGAGCCGCAUUGAAAUCCAGGUAACACACACGCAAUGGACUCCAAAGACGAGGUGAACUAUAUGGAUUAUACAGACUGGUACAUCGAUGAUCCUGUGGACACUGCUCUUCCCGCUGAGUUAGCUCCGUGCAAUCCCAUUAUCCGAGUUGAUUUGUUUCACAUCUCUGCGGCAGGCGCCUCUGUUGUGGUGCUGGUGUUCCUGUCGUUCUUUGUGAAGCGCAGGUGGAUGUGGAGGAGCUGGUGCCGUGGAGCUCCCGGCCUGUUGCAUCCAGCCGGGCUCCUGGAGAGCGACUGUCAUCGAGGGAUUGCUGCCGCUGUGUUUGGUGUGCUUGUGUGUUCCGUGUGUGCUGUUGCCAUUGACAGCAACCCCCUGCCCAUUGGCCUGCAUUACUCCAAGGAGACCAAAGAGUACUGGAAGAUAGCUGCAUUGCUGUACUACCCUGCUCUGUACUACCCCCUCCUCGCUUGUGCAACGGUCAAAAACAAAGUGGGCUACCUGCUCGGAAGUCUGCUGUCCUGGCUACACUCUGGAGUACUCAUCUGGCAGAAAGUUGAAUGCCCCUUAUCACAAGAGCCAUACAAAUACUAUACCCUGCUGAGAAGCCUCCCGCAGUUCCUGUGUCUGGGGUUUCUAAGUGUCGUCUACCCUGUUUUGUUACUGAGGAAUGGUGAGAAGUCGAGGAAUUCCACGUUGCAUUGGUGGCAAGCCGACGAAUACUACAUGGACUACUUGAGAGUCUUGUUGAAGAAAAGGCCAUCCAAGAACAGUGCGCGCACAGAUCAGUCAUGCAUCUCGUCCAAAGUCAGGACUUUGUUGAGAUCCUAUGUCUACAUCCCGAUGAAAGGUUUCAGAAUUCCACCAAAGUUAACUGUGUCUGUGACGGUGGCUCUGGUCACCGUCUAUCAGGUUGCCCUUCUCCUUGUAGUGGACGUGGUCCCAACCCUGCAGAAGAUGCGCGCUGGAGUCCAUGAAGAGUUCUCCUACGUGCUGGAAGGGUUUGGGAUCAACCUGUCGGAUAAGAGGGACGAAGUGAUCCGAAUCGUCAAAUAUUACUUUUGGAUCGUGGAAGCCUGUUACAUCUCCGCAAUCACUACCUCCUGCUGUUUCACCCUGUCCAUGUUAAUGAGGUCAAUGGUUUUGCACAGGGAGAACCUGCUGAGCCUCUAUCGAGGAGACACGGGCAAAGUCUUCAACGUCCAGAGGCGUAUCAGACCCUCUCAGUCUGCCAUUGUCAGUUGGAUGAGCUUCACCAGCUACCAAGUUGCCCACGUCGCUUUGGGUCUCUCCAUCCAGCUGCUGGUAUUCUUCAUGUGUUUUGGCCUAUUUGCCUUUCUUAUUGUUGUCCCCAUUCUCCACGGGCGAAACCUGUUUCUCUUCAAGAUCCUCGAGACUAUGUGGCCCUUCUGGCUGGCUCUGGUUGUGGUCCUGUUGAUUCAACACGUCCUGGCUCGGUUCCUGUUCCUGCACAAGGACGGCAAAACCCUGAGUAUUACGAACAGACGAGGCCUCUACAUCUUCACGUACCUGUUCUUUAUGUUCAACGUGUUGAUCGGCUCCAUUGUUGCAAUGUGGCGGGUAGCCCUUACAGCGGUCUACAACAUCAUUCACUUCUGCAGAUUGGACAUGAGCCUUCUCCACAGAGGGGUGGAGUGCUUUGACCCGGCCUAUCGAUGUUAUGUCGGCUUCCUGCUGGUGGAAGUCAGCCAUUCACACCCAGUGAUGAAAGCUUUCUGCUUCCUCCUUCUCCGCUCCCAGGACUUGGGGUUGAGUGGAGGCGACAGAUGUAAGAAUGAGGAAGAAGGGAUCCAGCUGAUGUCCAAUCUGACGUUGGCCAAGACGGCCAGGUCCAGGCGUGUGCGGGCGAGGUGGCACUUGGCGUUCACCCUCCUGCGCAACCCAAUAUUGAUCGCUUCCAGGAAGCCGGAUGUCUGCCCGGCCGUGGAUCUAGUUUCAAACGGAGAAUUGAACUCUUCCUCCCGACACAGCCCAGAUGACAAUCUCACUAAAUCUGAACUUUGUGAAAAGGAGUAGGGGGCUCCCAUAUGUUGAUUCUGCUCCCUUAUGAUUCUGAUAAGUUGGUCAAAAAUCUACAGCGGUUUUAACGAUCUUGUGUACAGGUUGCACACUUCCCCUCUCUGUGGACAAGUCACUUCUGGUCCCAUUUCCCCCCCCCCCAAUCCAUGGUUGUUUGCAAAUGCAGGGUUUGGCCACUAGAUACCUCAGCGGAGGUACACAAAAAAGCUGGAGAAACUCAGCGGGUGCAU
This is a messenger RNA of Amblyraja radiata (thorny skate), 2609 nucleotides long. RefSeq names its product signaling receptor and transporter of retinol STRA6 (gene stra6). The coding region runs from base 379 to 2376 and encodes 665 amino acids. The record is from RefSeq and is a predicted model, not a curated record. Gene Ontology annotation, molecular function: signaling receptor activity; retinol transmembrane transporter activity. Gene Ontology annotation, cellular component: plasma membrane. NCBI's taxonomy places the organism in Eukaryota, Metazoa, Chordata, Chondrichthyes, Rajiformes, Rajidae. The transcript is spliced from 18 exons. Gene Ontology annotation, biological process: vitamin A import into cell.